Molecule: messenger RNA, 3554 nt
Organism: Panicum virgatum (switchgrass)
Lineage: Eukaryota; Viridiplantae; Streptophyta; Magnoliopsida; Poales; Poaceae
Product: formin-like protein 18
Exons: 8
Coding region: 484-3288 (934 amino acids)
Biological process (GO): actin cytoskeleton organization; actin nucleation
Molecular function (GO): actin filament binding
Source: RefSeq, a predicted model, not a curated record
UUCUGCAAUGUUGCUGAAAAUGGUGGCUGCUCCUGACAUCGAGGGCAACCUCUUGUUGGAUCUCUCUCACCUCUGCUCACAGGUGCCACUUGAGCAUGCAUUCCCCACCCAAAAAUAGAUGCCAAGGUUGGAAACGGAGGAUCAAGUCAGCAACAAUGGCAAAGAAAUUACUCUUUUUUCCGUUCCCAUCCCCGCCGUAUCAUGCUCCUGCCCGGGCUCCUAGAUUGGCGGCGGCUCAAUUAUUAUUUUCCGUGGAAAUUGGAUCGAAGCCGCCAAGAAUCGCAGAGGCUAGAUCCAGCAACAAGGAGCGAUCCUGGGUGCAAGUAUUCUAUCGAAUUGUCGAAUUUGCGGCUAACAUUGGGGGCCUAAACAUCAACGCCGAACUCUAAGGCAACUGCAGUGAUCCCCAUCGAGGAAGGGAGCAAUGGCCGGUUAAUUUCGUGGCCAAUUGAGCUGUAGAAGCCAAAGCAAAUUGUAUAUAGGAUGAGGUGGCCGAGGAGCAAAUUCAGAUGGCUCCUCAGCGCAUGCCUCAUUUUUCUGCUGCUGCAGCUCGUUGGUGCGACCAGGACUAGCUUGUUCUGGCCACCAGCCUCCCUGCCGUCUCUUGCAAUCCCAAGACAAGAUGAACCGGUGGAACAAUUAUGGCUCAGUUGCUAUCUAAACUUGAGAAUUCCUCAAGAUGUUAGAAACAAGUCCCAUUAUAGCCUUCUAUUCAGCACUAUUGGCAAUUCCUAUAGAACAAAUAAUAAGAAGUCCUCUCCUCGGAAGAUCAGUGUUGAGGAAGCAAUCACUGCUAGUUUGUUGCCUGCAGAAGUUGCCAGCAUCUUUGUGGACUGCUUAAACAAGCAUAAUUCCCCUUUCUCUGAACAUGGACAGCAGAAGCAGCAGGAGAAAACCAGGAACUUAUUUCUCAACUCUAACAGUAUCAACCCUCCUUUUGCAAUGAAAAAAAGACUUUUACUUGAAGGAGCAUCUGCCAUUGCUCCACCCCCACCUUCAGAAAAACAGGCAAUAAGAAGUGUUUUGUCUUUCGAAUCAGAAGCUCGCCCACUAGUCACUAGUAUCAAAAAGGGUUCUAAACCAGAGCCAAAAGGCAAGAGCAAGGACAACAGUGGCACUGUUAUCGCUGGUUUGUCAGUGGCCUGUAUAGCAUUGGUGGCUCUUAUUGGUCUGUGCUGUUGUGCUUGUCGUGGAACCGAUGAUUCAGCAUCAUCAUAUGAUGAUAAACCACUGCUGAAUUUGAGCGAUUUAUCAGGUUCUUCUCGCAAGUCAUGCUCUUCCCCAAUUGAUGUCAACCGGUUGGGGGCAUUGUCAAUCAAUUCUUCAGAGACCGAGCAUAAGGAAUUUGUAUUACCUAAGAAGGCAGCAGCAAGAGAAAUGUCAAUGAAGUCGGAGUUUGAGCGACGUAGCAAUGCACAGGCGUUGAAGCUAAGCUCUUAUGAAAUAAGCACCGUUGCUGGAUGUCCAGUGACCUCUACUAAUUCUCAGGAUGUGAAAGCUGCUGCUCAAACUCCUUCUAGUAAUGCUAGCGAGAGCACUUGUGAACCUGCAGCAGAUCCAGCACCACCGCCACCACCACCACCCCCUCUCCUAAAGGUUCCUCCUCCACCAUCUGCACCACCUGCGCCGCCUGCACCGUCUGCACCACCUCCUCCAAAGUUGCCAGCAGCUGCUGGUUCAAGCAAUCCGCCUCCACCAGGACCACCCCCACCUCCUGCUCCCAGGCCUGCAGCCGGACCUGGACCUCCACCGCCACCAUCUAAACCUGGAGCUGGACCUCCACCACCAGCGAUGCCCGGUCCUCCAAAAGCACGCGGGCCUCCACCGUUGAAGAAGGCAGGAAACGUUGCCGGUCCUUCCGCGGCAGACUCUAAUAAAACAAAGCUGAAGCCAUUCUUUUGGGAUAAAGUUACUGCGAAUCCGGAUCAAGCAAUGGUGUGGGAUCAAAUUAAAGCAGGAUCCUUCCAGUUUAACGAGGAGAUGAUUGAGAGUCUUUUUGGUUGUCACGCUGUUGACAAGAAAAGUGGCGAUGGCAAAAAGGAUGCAGCAAAGGAUGUCCCUCAAUUUGUUAGGAUACUCGAUGCUAAAAAGGCGCAGAACUUAGCGAUAUCAUUGAAGGCAUUGAGUGUUUCAGCUGAAGAAGUACGCAAUGCAGUUAUGGAAGGGCAUGAACUUCCCACUGAUUUGAUACAAACCUUGAUAAGGUGGACUCCAACUAGCGACGAGGAGCUUAGGCUUCGGCUGUACACCGGAGAGCUCACCCAACUGGGUCCUGCGGAGCAAUUCUUGAGGACAAUCAUUGACAUCCCUUAUCUCUACCAGCGCCUGGAUGUUUUGCUUUUCAUGUCCAGUUUGCCGGAGGAAGCUGCGAAUGCAGAGCAGUCAUUUAAAACCCUGAAGGUGGCCUGCCAUGAGGUCAGGAACAGCCGUCUAUUCAAGAAGCUGCUGGAGGCUGUACUCAAGACUGGUAACCGAAUGAACGACGGCACUUUUCGAGGGGGCGCCCAGGCAUUUAAGCUGGACACCCUCCUGAAGCUCUCGGAUGUGAAGGGGGUCGAUGGCAAGACAACGCUGUUGCAUUUUGUUGUCCAGGAGAUAAUUCGCUCAGAGGGUGUGCGCGCUGUGCGGGCUGCCAAAGAGCAGAGCAAUAGCAGCAUGUCCAGCGUGACCUCUGAUGAUCUCACUGAGGACGUCAGUGAUGACACGGAGCACUACAAGCAGCUAGGCCUAGGCGUCGUUUCCAGCCUGAGCGACGACCUCCAGAACGUGCGCAAGGCGGCAUGCCUGGACUCGGAUGCCCUGACUAUCUCAGUGGCGAGCUUGGGGCACAAGCUGGUGAAGGCCAACGAGUUCCUGAACACAGGCAUGAAGAGCUUAGACGAGGACAGCGGGUUCCAUCGGAAGCUGACCCAGUUCAUCGAGCAGUCUCAGGUGCGGGUGACCCACCUUCUAGAGGAGGAAAAGAAGCUACGCGCGCUCGUGCGCACCACGGUGGACUACUUCCACGGGAGCACAGGGAAGGACGAGGGCCUGCGGCUGUUUGUCAUCGUGCGCGACUUCCUGGGAAUGCUGGACAAGGUGUGCAGAGAGGUGAAAGAGGCGGCCGCCAAGGCUGCUUCUAACAAGAAACCUUCGGCAGCAGGAGCUGGAUCAGGGUCAAAGGGCAGGCAGCCUUCGCAGGCAUCGUCGUCUUUCCGCGAUCCCCGGCAGCAACUGGUGCCAGCAAUCCAAGAUCGGAGGAGCGCGACGGCAGGCAGCUCUAGUUCGUCUUCGGACUCUGAUGACUGACAGUGACUGCUAAUGUUUUGUGCAGACUACACCAUAGAGUGAUGGGAUGGGAACACAGCAGGUAGAACAAGAGUUAGCGGCUAGCUAGUUAUGAAUUGACUCGCUCACAGCAGAAUGAAAAGAUAGGGACACUACAGCCUAGUAGGUUAAUUAUAUGAUGAUCUCUGCUUUGACCUCCGUAAAUAUUUUUCUUUAUACAAAUAUGCGUUCUAGAUAUGUACAAAGAUCAAGGCUGAAUGAAUAAAUGUCAUUUCUGUUCUUGUUUC